CAGUUGUUCUUACCAUCAAAUCUCUCCUCCUCUGCCUCCAUCGCUGUCCGAUUCAGCCCCGGAAUCGUGUACCAGAAGCUUCAAUGCCUUCGCAGAAGUGGUCAUUGCCGGAGAAUCUCGACGACGGGGAUGACUCCGCGCAUCAUCACCUGAACCACGGCAAGCAAUCUCGAAGAGACGAUGAGCUAGAGAGAGCUGAAGACGAGGAGACAGAACAGCAAGGGAAGCAGAAGGAAGAAGAGCAAGAACAAGAAGGAGGAGAAGAGGAAGCGGAGGGACAGAAACAGGGAGCAAAAAUGGAGGGUGAGGACGAGGACGAUGAUUGCAACGAAGGGGACGAUUCUGAUGGGAGCGAAUCCUCUAGCUCGGGAGAGAAACCGGAAUUUGUCAUGGUAGAACUACCAGAAAUUCGUAAAGAUGUACAAUGUCCAAUUUGUUUAGGAAUAAUAAAGAAAACAAGAACCGUUAUGGAUUGCCUACACCGUUUUUGCAGGGAAUGCAUUGAUAAAUCAAUGAGACUGGGAAACAAUGAGUGUCCUGCUUGCCGUACACAUUGUGCAAGUCGACGUUCCCUGAGAGAUGAUCCAAACUAUGAUGCCCUAAUUGCAGCUUUGUAUCCAGAUAUUGAUAAGUAUGAAGAAGAGGAGCUGGCAUUCCAUGAAGAGGAAAGGACCCGAAAUAAACAGAUUCAAGCAUCAAUUGCGCAAAUAUUUCAACGCCAAUCUGAAGCCCUUGUUAAGCGACGUGGUAAAGACAGCACAGGGAGCUACAUGACAAGAUCACAACGCAACCCCCGAAGUGCUCAUUUAAGAAGGAGACGGAACUCUAGAGGUACUGAACAUCAAGGAUCUGAAGACAAUGAGGAUGAAAAUGAUGAUAUUGGGGGAAAAUAUUCAUCGUCCUCUGAAGAACGUGGUGCAGAAAUCAGGCAGAGAAGGCGUAAAAGACGAUCAGGAAUUCCAUCAUCCCACUCUGCAUCUGUCUUGGAUGGUGGCUGUGCUGAUGAUGUGGAAAUGUCCAGAGACAGUAGAGGAAUUUCACCUGUGCUUGUGUGGAAUCCAGAAAUGCUUGCUUGGGGUGGGGGUGGUGUUCGGAGUCACACCCGUCAUGGGAAUUCUAGUGCUGGCAACAGCAAGAGUCAAAGAAUUGCUCGUUUGAAUAGGCUGGUGGAGUAUCUCCGGAGCUUGGAGGACCAUUGCAUGGAGGAAAACAAUGAUGAGGUGAAUUUUCAUCUCAAGCUUAUUUCUUUGGACAAACAAGGUACGCUGAGUUUGCAGCAGCCACAUCUUUGUUGUCAGCCAAGUCUAUCAGUUAAGCAGCUGUGCGAAUUUGUUGCUCUUCAGACACCCUUGCGAGCUGCAGAUGUUGAAAUAUUAAUUGUGAAAAGACAAGAUAAUGCAGAUGACAAUCUCUCCAACCCACCAUCAGAGGAUGAGCUACAAAUUUUGGACAGUCAAGAAACUGUGGCUGGGCUCAGUAUCAACUGCACUAAGUCUAGAGGUCAUCUGGUAUUAGCAUACCGGAAAAAGCAGACUGGCUAGCAAAAUUUGUCAUGAAGGAUGUUGCCAUUCUACCGGGAAGAAGAAGAAACUUAUUUAUUGAAGAGAGUAUGUAUGUAGAUAACACAGAAUAAGGAUUGUCUUUUUGUCUUAUUGAAUCAGUAUCUUCUAUUUUGGUCUGAUUUUUCUACUGGAUGAUGUAGAAAGACCAAAGCAUGAGUGUAGAUUAUCCUAUGUUUUUUUGUUUUUUUGUUUUUUUAGUAUUAUUUAUAAUGUUACGUACAUUAUCUAGGACGUGAGAAAUUGAUUUUCCUUGGCAACAAAGAAAAUAAAAAAGGGCAAGUAGG
This is a messenger RNA of Rubroshorea leprosula, 1846 nucleotides long. The record is from the annotation of a GenBank genome assembly. NCBI's taxonomy places the organism in Eukaryota, Viridiplantae, Streptophyta, Magnoliopsida, Malvales, Dipterocarpaceae.